This is a messenger RNA of Fusarium proliferatum ET1, 597 nucleotides long. RefSeq lists its product as uncharacterized. Lineage: Eukaryota; Fungi; Ascomycota; Sordariomycetes; Hypocreales; Nectriaceae. The record is from RefSeq and is a predicted model, not a curated record. The transcript has 2 exons. Bases 1 to 597 code for a protein of 198 amino acids. Gene Ontology annotation, biological process: regulation of DNA-templated transcription. Gene Ontology annotation, molecular function: zinc ion binding; DNA-binding transcription factor activity, RNA polymerase II-specific; transcription cis-regulatory region binding. Gene Ontology annotation, cellular component: nucleus.
AUGCCUCGAAAAAGUGCUUUCAGAGCGGGCUCGAAUUUCCAAGCCGCGACCGUAACUCGUCGUUCAUUCCGCUUUCGUGACACGCACAUAUACACCAACCAAGACAGUAUGAGUGCGUCAGAAGUUACCACGGAGGCUCGACUCAAUAGCAAUUGCAAGGGCUGUCGAAAAAGGAAGAUCAGGUGCAUCUCAGGGCCUUCUAUUUCCCACCCUUCGCAAGAAAGGUGCAACCGCUGCAGAAAACUAGACAUCGAAUGCAUCUUUAAAGUUCCAGUGACAAGGAAAAGACGGAAACGAAAUGAAACAAGGAUCCAUGAACUUGAGCAAAAGCUCGAGGAAGUUCAGCGCGCGAUCGCCACAGGACCCCAAAGAGACCUGCACAUACCACCAACCUCAGAAGCCUCCAUAACGCCCACAAGUACAAAUUACUCAUUCCCAUCAAUUAUGUACAACUCAAGCACUUCUUCCAGUCAACCUACAGCUUAUGGGACUCCCAGCGAAUCCCCCACCAAGGGAGACCCCGUAUCUCGAGGAAUUAUUGAAGAAUUAGUUGCAGAAGAAUUACAAAUCAAGUUCUUCACCGAGCUUUUACCGUAA